CACAGCCGCGACGCUGCCCGCGACAGUCACAUCGUCCUCUUCGCCUACGCGCAUCUCUCUCACUACUAUUUCUCUCGAACCUGAACAUAACGGCCCAUUUACGAUGCAAGCGAUGCCUAUGCCCAUCUCGCUACCUAGCAUCAGCGGCACGGGCAUGGCCAUUGGCAACCUGAUGGGCCACAUGCCUGCCGAUGGCACACCCAUCAUCCACUCCAGUAAGAAGCUUCCUCAACUGCCGUGGCCAGACAUAGGUCACCUUGCCAAGUGGUCCGUGUCGUCGUACAAGUUUGGGUUCGGCCCGGAGUGUCUGACCGACGACGAUCCAGACACUUUCUGGCACUCAGACGGCCCGCAACCUCACUUUAUCACCAUCGAAUUUCCGCGGAAGGUCGCGGUACAGGUACCAUACCUCAAACUCAGCGUCUACCUAUCAUUUCCGCUCGAUGACUCCUACACACCAGCAACUCUAGCCGUCCGUGCGGGGACAGGUCCUGCCGAUCUUCAGGACGUCCGUAUCCUCACGCUCGAGAAACCCGACGGCUGGAUCACGUUCGACGUGAGCGCUGAGCCUAGUGAGGAUGCUGACGGCUGCAAACCGAUCAACGCGUACGUAGUGCAGCUCAUCAUUCUCGCCAAUCACAUGAAUGGGAAGGACACGCACGUCCGUGGACUGCACAUCCUGGACCUAGACACACCAGCAAAUAACGAAGAACCAUUCUCCUGGGUUUCUCCUGCGUUCAAGAUGUAUGAAUGUAUCCGAUGACAAGACUUAUUAGUAGCUCGUAACGUUCUGUAGCAUUAUUGUUGUACCAGUAUGUAUAGUGUAUCUACGAUGUUUAUUCCCUGAUCAAAACAAUCGGUGAACACUGUGUGGGAACUACUCUCGGUCAUCAAUGCGAGGCAAUCACGGUCAAUGUCAUACUCAUUGUUGAGUGAAGUAACGAUUUGAAUGUUGGCUCCGGCUGAUGAUGCUUUGGUUGGCGAAGCGUGGUACGCGUUUCGUCCGCUCACAUCGUCACGAUACACCUGCAUUUCAACCUUCGCAUAACUGUCCACCGAUCCCACAUCUGUAAUGAUUUCCUCAUUUCUACAACUCGCUGACCGAGGGCGACCCCGACUCAGUUGGUGGCCAGA
Fomitopsis serialis is the source of this 1134-nucleotide messenger RNA. RefSeq names its product anaphase-promoting complex subunit 10. The transcript has 7 exons. The record is from RefSeq and is a predicted model, not a curated record. Bases 104 to 763 code for a protein of 219 amino acids. Lineage: Eukaryota; Fungi; Basidiomycota; Agaricomycetes; Polyporales; Fomitopsidaceae. Gene Ontology annotation, cellular component: anaphase-promoting complex. Gene Ontology annotation, biological process: protein K11-linked ubiquitination; anaphase-promoting complex-dependent catabolic process.